AUGUGGUCAAGCCGUACAGCAGAGCCCUAUCAAAGUCUGACGGUGCAUUACAUUACCGAAGACCUCCACCUCGAUGCUCGCAGCCUACAAACGGCCUACUUCCCCGAAGACCACACAGGGGAAAACAUUGCUGCUGGCCUGAGAGAGGGGCUUGUGUGUUGGGAUCUCCCUGAAGACAACCUUGUCUGCAUAACGACGGACAACGCGUCAAAUAUGGUGAAAGCAGCACAGCUGAACGAAUGGACCAGGCUCCAGUGUUUCGGACACAGAUUACAUCUUGCUAUUGAAAAUGCAAUCAAGGAUGGUAGAGUAUCAAGAGCAAUUGGGCUGUGCAAGACGUUGGUGGGGCACUUCUCACACAGUUGGAAGAAAAAGGCAGCACUCACUGAGGCACAGAAGGAGCUUAAGCUUCCUGAGCACUCUCUCAUUACUGAGUGCCCUACAAGAUGGGGGUCCAAAGAGAAAAUGCUUGCCAGUGUGCUGGAACAGAUGAAAGCCAUAUCGCAGGUAUUGACAGGUGACCAACAUGCACACUCCCUCAUCCCAACCUGGCAGGAUGCCGAAGUGUUGGAGUCCAUUCAUAAGGCACUGCAUCCUCUCUCUGAAUUUACUGAUGCUCUUUCUGGAGAAGAGUAUGUGAGCAUCUCCUACCUCAAGCCAUUUCUCCAUCUUCUGGCAACAUCAGUCUUGGCUGAAGAUGAUGAGGACACUGAUCUGACUAGAUCAAUUAAAACCAAGGUCCUGGCAUACCUCAACGACAAGUAUAGUGACCUCAACACCCAGGAGCUUUUGGAUGUUGCGUCGUUCAUGGACCCUAGGUUCAAUACGCAAUACAUCAGCGGAGACAACCUUCCUGCCAUUAAGGCCCGACUGAAGACAGAAAUGGUGGAAUCGGCUAGACGUACACAUAAUCAGGAGAAGAGGUCUCGCACUGAAACUGCUCAAAAUUCUCCAAGUGCACAGGCCUCUGGGGGAAAGGCAAAGAAAACUCUUGGUAGUCUUUUUAAAACCAGUGCGGCCUCUUCAGCUUUGCCUCUGCCACUUGAAGAUGUCGUGGAGGCAGAGUUGAAUAGUUACCUGUUGACCCCUGUCAUUGACGGAGAGGAUGAUCCCUUAGCCAGGUGGAAGGUGCACAACAUUCACUUUCCACGACUGUGCAAGAUGGCCCGCAAAUAUCUGUGUGUGCCAGCCACAAGUGCCCCCUCAGAGCGUCUGUUCAGCACUGGAGGGAAUAUAGUGACCUGCACUCGCUCAUCCUUAAAGCCAGCAAAAGUAGAUAUGCUGGUCUUCCUAGCAAAAAACCUGUGA
This is a messenger RNA of Pelmatolapia mariae (spotted tilapia), 1308 nucleotides long. RefSeq names its product E3 SUMO-protein ligase ZBED1-like. Gene Ontology annotation, molecular function: protein dimerization activity. The record is from RefSeq and is a predicted model, not a curated record. NCBI's taxonomy places the organism in Eukaryota, Metazoa, Chordata, Actinopteri, Cichliformes, Cichlidae. The transcript has 3 exons. The coding region runs from base 1 to 1308 and encodes 435 amino acids.